GCCCCACAAUGCACCGCCCGCCCUUUUCUGGCCGCCCCCUGCCUCUGCUCUCUGGAGACCCUGGAGAGGUAGCGCCGCGACCCCUUCCCGGCGCCCUUCGCGCGGUGGUCUCGCGGUGAUUCGGGUGCGCGGGGUCAAGGCGCCGGGCCGAGCGGCUGGGGCCGGGGCGCCAUGCGGAGGGGCGAGCGCAAGGGCGCUGAGGGGCCGCGGCCGGGGUCUCCUGUGCCCGUGGGCAAGGCCUCGCUGGAGGAACCCCCGGAUGGCGGGCCCGCGGGCCGAGCGAGCGGGCCGGGCGCGGGCCGUCGCAGCACCGAGUCCGAGGUCUACGACGACGGCACGAACACCUUCUUCUGGCGGGCCCACACCCUGACGGUGCUCUUCAUCCUCACCUGCGUGCUGGGCUACGUGACGCUGCUGGAGGAGACGCCGCAGGACACGGCCUACAACACCAAGAGAGGUAUUGUGGCCAGUAUUUUGGUUUUCUUAUGUUUUGGAGUCACACAAGCUAAAGACGGGCCAUUUUCCAGACCUCAUCCAGCUUACUGGAGGUUUUGGCUCUGCGUUAGUGUGGUCUACGAGCUGUUUCUCAUCUUUAUACUCUUCCAGACUGUCCACGACGGCCGCCAGUUUCUGAAGUACGUGGACCCCAGGUUGGGGGUCCCGCUGCCGGAGAGGGACUACGGGGGAAACUGCCUCAUCUAUGACGCGGACAACAAGACUGACCCCUUCCACAACGUCUGGGACAAGCUGGAUGGCUUCGUGCCCGCACACUUUAUCGGCUGGUACCUGAAGACGCUGAUGAUCCGCGACUGGUGGAUGUGCAGCAUCGUGAGCGUCAUGUUCGAGUUCCUGGAGUACAGCCUGGAGCACCAGCUGCCCAACUUCAGCGAGUGCUGGUGGGACCACUGGAUCAUGGACGUGCUUGUCUGCAACGGGCUGGGCAUCUACUGCGGCAUGAAGACGCUCGAGUGGCUGUCGCUGAAGACGUACAAGUGGCAGGGCCUCUGGAACAUUCCAACCUACAAGGGCAAGAUGAAGAGGAUCGCCUUCCAGUUCACGCCCUACAGCUGGGUCCGCUUCGAGUGGAAGCCGGCCUCCAGCCUGCGCCGCUGGCUGGCCGUGUGCGGCAUCAUCCUGGUGUUUUUGUUGGCAGAGCUGAACACCUUCUACCUGAAGUUCGUGCUCUGGAUGCCGCCCGAGCACUACCUGGUCCUGCUGCGGCUCGUCUUCUUCGUCAACGUGGGCGGCGUGGCCAUGCGGGAGAUCUACGACUUCAUGGACGACCCGAAGCCCCACAAGAAGCUGGGCCAGCAGGCCUGGCUGGUGGCGGCCAUCACGGUCACCGAGCUGCUCAUCGUGGUCAAGUACGACCCGCACACGCUCACGCUCUCGCUGCCCUUCUACAUCUCCCAGUGCUGGACGCUCGGCUCCGUGCUGGCCCUCACCUGGACUGUCUGGCGCUUCUUCCUGCGGGACAUCACGCUGAGGUACAAGGAGACGCGGCGGCAGAAGCAGCAGAGCAGGGACGGGCAGGCCAGGGCGGACGGCCGCGUGGACAGACACCCGCCUGGGCCCGACGACCCCUCGGCGCCCGAGGAGGCCGAGCAGGAGGGGGUGCCGGCCCCGAACUGACACGGCGCCGCGGCCACGCGGAGCCAGUUGCACCGCCAGGAACCUCCUGCAGCCCUCCGCCCUCGAGUGUCGUCUUCUCCCGCGUGCGUGCGUGUGUGCGGGCGCACCGUGGGCUCCCGGGGCUCCGGGCUUGCCCUGGGCAGCCCGGCCCUAGGGAGUGCGUGCCCCUGCCCCUUCCUGCGCAGUCAGCCCAAAGCCUCGGCCCCUCGGCGCCUCCGAACCACACGGCCUGGCCCAGGAGCACGGCCACGGCGCCCCCUGCACCCCAGGGCCCUGCCGGCCCCCGGCGGCCCAGCACCCAUGAAGGACGAUCGUCCGGGAGCAGCUGAGGCGGCCAAGAAAGGGUGGAUCCCUUCCCUGGCCAGAGGGUGUGAGGACGGGGCCGCCAUCGAGUCAGACCCCAAGCCGGUGCCACUGUCGGGAGGGUGGGUCCUGGGGGUGGCGAGGGUUCCUGACUGCAGAGCUGAGGUCACUUCCACGAGCAGACAGAACAAGUAAAAGCCACGGUAAUGGCCUGCC
Sus scrofa (pig) is the source of this 2151-nucleotide messenger RNA. RefSeq names its product phosphatidylserine synthase 2 (gene PTDSS2). Lineage: Eukaryota; Metazoa; Chordata; Mammalia; Artiodactyla; Suidae. The record is from RefSeq and is a predicted model, not a curated record. Gene Ontology annotation, biological process: phosphatidylserine biosynthetic process. Gene Ontology annotation, molecular function: L-serine-phosphatidylethanolamine phosphatidyltransferase activity.